Messenger RNA from Phytomonas sp. EM1, 340 nucleotides. The record is from the annotation of a GenBank genome assembly. Lineage: Eukaryota; Euglenozoa; Kinetoplastea; Trypanosomatida; Trypanosomatidae.
CGAUCGAAAUAACCAAAUAUGAAAGAGUAGGAAUAAAGAACAACAUUUAAGGCGUUUCAUAGCAUUUUUUAAUUAACAAACUCAUAGUCUAAUAUUGAAUUAGAGGAGGCCAAUCGCGAUGGAUCUUCUUCUGUCACACGGUGCUUUGUGUAGAAAUUAUAUCAUUACAUCUUUUGUUUUUUAUAAUUAUAUAAAUGUUCUAUUUUUGAAUUCCAAAAUUGCUGAGAAAUAUUUUCACUCUAGAAGUCUAUGCUUAUUUAUUGUUGUUACUUUACAGAUAUUGGAUGCGGUAAUACACAUCCAAGGGAAAUGGUUAGCAUAUGUGUGUGUGAGUUCAUGA